This is a messenger RNA of Rhodofomes roseus, 3106 nucleotides long. RefSeq lists its product as uncharacterized. Lineage: Eukaryota; Fungi; Basidiomycota; Agaricomycetes; Polyporales; Fomitopsidaceae. The transcript has 4 exons. Bases 142 to 3033 code for a protein of 963 amino acids. The record is from RefSeq and is a predicted model, not a curated record.
UUCUAGUCCAAAACGGGUCGCUGUAUUGUUGAACAAGGAUACCUUCCCCGUCUGCUGCGCUGGGCAAGCAGCAUCCUCCCCUCACGCUGGCGACAUCACUCCCUGGUCCUUCCGCACCCUCUCUCAGGCUGAGCCCCCGCUAUGGAACUUGAUUUCCAGACACAACCCAUUCCCAUCGUCCACCAAUCGCGCGCUUGGCAGAAUCAGGACACUGUAGGAGGUUCUGCUGUCCCUGCCUCGACGUCGACUUUCGUAUCGCGGCGCCGCUCCGUGAUGAAUCACGCUCCGCCACCUGGGCCACCCCCGUCUCAGCCCAUACCGAGCGUACCUGCACUUCCGACGGCGCAGUAUGGCAUAUAUGACCAAGUGUCGGACGCGUACGAAUAUGCCAACGGUACGAGCUCUCAGAUCCAUUCAUAUUCGCGUCCGUCUGGCUCGCCCAAUCUUGCUGCGAUUGCGUCAUACUCGCAAGCAAGGCUGGCAGCGGCGUCGGGCUCAGGACCCUCACCACCCCCGAGCGCGUCGUCGUCGUCAGAGAACCUGUCUGACCCGCCCCCACGUUCUAUGCUCCGCGCCAACAUCCCACCAAGGCAGCCAUUGUCUACAACACACGACAUCGUUCCUGAACGCUUGCUGCUGAGCCCACCAGAGUCUUCUCGUCCGUCGGAGUCAAGACCUUCAUCAAGACGCGCUCUGACGAAGGCGCUGGAGCUUGCGAGGGAGGCGGUUCGAUUGGAUUCAAGCAACGACGACCCCUACGCGGCGGUGGUUGCGUAUGGGCAGAGUGUUGCGUUGCUCAGCCAGGUGAUGGAACGCGUCAUGCGUGGGGAGGACAGCACAGAGUCGCACAGGAGACAGAACGGCAGGCGGAGAAGCGUGGUGGCGCAAGAGGAGGAAGUGCGAAGACUAAAGGCUAUACAUGAUACAUACGCGGAACGGAUGAACAUCCUCAGUUCGAUAUACAGUAUACCAGUGCCCCAGUACUCCCCGCCCUCAGUACAUUCCUCCACCGUCUCAGUAUCAUCGAAUUCAACGCGACCAUCAUCCCCUGCCUCUACGUCUCCCACGUCGGACUCGUCGGAGUCUGGCCUCGUCCAUGCAUCGAUUGCUAACAGGCGUCGCAGUCGAGAAGUGCCUCGUUAUUCUGGGGAUACUGUGCGACCGGAGGAUCCACUAGACGACGAACUCAGUGCUGAGGAUGCGAUUGGCACGGCGCUAUCAACCUCCACCACGGUGCUCACGGGUGGUCGCGUUCCGUCCGCCAGUUCACCCGCAGCACAUCCGUACGCGUCUUCUGCGGUCGUCCCUGCUACAGCUACGAGUCCAGCCGCGCGUGCCUCUGCAACCCCUGCUGUACGACCCCUCCGACCCCGUGCAUCAUCAAUUCUACCCCCUCCAGCGCCACCCCCGACAACAACACUUCCACCGACGCCUCCUGGUCCGCCCGCCGAGCCGACAGGAGCAUCACACCUGCUAGGUGCACCAGAGCCAGGGCGACUAAGGGGUAGCUCUGUCAGUCACUCGCGGACUAACUCUGGUAGCCGCUUGUCGGCACUGCGGGAGGACAGACGCGAGGAUGGUCUGCCGUCGUUUGAUCACACACACAGUGAAGAGCCCCCUCGCUCGCGUUCGCGGACUGCCUUGUCUCCUCACGAUGACCACCCAUUACCUCCUCUACCCAUGCCGUCGUCACCCGACCUCGCGGCUACGCCUCGCAUUCAUAAAGGGCAGGCAUCGGAGCCUGCGUCUCCGCAUGCUGGCUCGCACUUCACGACGCCCAGACCACGGGGUGGGUCGACCUUCUCGACGCGCUCGGAGGCGACGCCGACGAAGACGCCACAGUUGAUUAACACUUCACCGGUGAUGGGAACCAUCUCCCAACGGCGGGGCAAGACCUCUGCGCCGCCCUCUUCAACGGCAUCAUCGUCGCCUACGGACUCGACCGCAAUGGCUGCGUCUGUGCCUAACAUGGGCCGCUUGGCGUCAGCUGCGCUGCCUGCAAGCACGAUGUCCAGCUUGGGCAUGGUAGGCCGCAGCCGAGCUUCUUCACAACCCGGUAGGCGACCCUCCGUUGCAGGACCUACGUCAUACUUCCCGCCUGGUACGACCGCUGUACCCAGCAGUGCGCCCGCUCCGCGGAAGGUAUCGUUACCACAGUCGCGUCUCAAUCCGAAUGCGCCCCCAUCCAUCUCCAUCAACACGGCGCUGAUGUCUCCGCCAUUAGGGGCUAUGGCGCCGCUAGUCCCUCCUCCGCCAAUACCGCACACCAACAUUCCUACCGCUCCCCUGUCUCCUCUACCUACACUGGCACCGCCGGAUCCCUUGCGCAAGCCCUACCACAUGAUGACCCUCCUUCGUCAGACGAUGACCUCCAAGACCGGUGGAUAUAUCACCAGGAGGCUGCACGUCCCACAGGAGGUUUGGUCUCAGGGCGGUGCGAAGCUGACGAACAUCCCCGAAAAGAUCCGCGUCGUGGAAGUGCUCUGCUCCGCGCUCGAGGAGCUGCAACACUGGAGCGUGGAGUACUUCGGGGCGGGGAGCGUGAGCAGCGGGAUGGUGCUCGGGAUCGGGAGUAUUGGCCGGCGCGAGGGCGAGGCGUGGUCGACGAAGAUGGAGGAGUUCGCGAACGUGUGCGACGGCGUCGUGGGCAGCUUUGGCAAGAAGCUGGGCGUUGGCGAGGGUUUCGUCAUGAAAAAGAGCAGCGGGGUGACUUCAUGGGGCGGGAAGCUCACUCGACAGUUCGACAAAUUCACCAAUGGCAAAAACUUGGACUCCCCUGCGUCCUAUGUCCAAGGCCUAUCGAAGCUGUUCCAGAUAGUCCAGAUUCUGGACGAACACACAAAGGCCGCAACAUCUGCGCCGCCUGCCCCACUCUACGCAGGGUUUCCAAUAGACAUCCGGCAAGGUCUCGAGUUCAAGCUACGCCAUUCAUCCGAGUUCUUCGCGAAGGUCGUCCUCACGUUCGUCAUCGGGGACAUGUCCCUCCUCCUUGACAAGUACGUGAAGAAGUGCGAGAAGUGGCUCGCAGAAUGAGGCAUGUCAUGGACGGACAGUGACCCAGACCAUCGAGACGUCGGUGCUUUGGUGGUAUAUGGUGUGUGUAGUG